Molecule: messenger RNA, 1630 nt
Organism: Cimex lectularius (bed bug)
Lineage: Eukaryota; Metazoa; Arthropoda; Insecta; Hemiptera; Cimicidae
Product: ADP-ribosylation factor-like protein 16
Exons: 10
Coding region: 874-1524 (216 amino acids)
Molecular function (GO): GTPase activity; GTP binding
Source: RefSeq, a predicted model, not a curated record
UUUUUAUUUAACUCAUUUCCAAAACUUGAUUUUCUUGAUUAUGUACUUUUAUAGAUAACAAUUAAAAUCUCAUCGAAAAAAGGUUUUUUCGGGCAUCUGAGCCUCAUGUUCGUUUUUUGAAGAUUCCUUUCUAAAUAAGCAUUUUCCUCCAAGGAUGUGAUCAAAAAGGACCUUCAGUUAAAGGGUAUCAUUGGAUCAUCAAACAGCCCUUGAAUUCAGUUUAUCGCAAAGAAAAAAGACUUGGUCCUGUGGGAAGAAAAAAAGCUGAUCAAUAUCAGAUCGGGAAGUCUUAAAAUCUCGGAUUUUUCAUUGAAUCUUCAAUUAAAAGGACUUGGACUUAUUGUGGAAAAUGAAAUAUGACAUGAAAAGCAGAUUUUGUGACAUUUGAUGAAGUGUUUCAAUGGAUCAGCAUUUAUAUCAGGCACUAUAAGGAAACUAUCAAUCAUGCGUACGCAACACAGUAAUUUCAUUUGAUAAUCAACAUCAGGAUAUCAAUAAUCUUAAUGGAUUUUUUUUCAGACAGGUCUUGCAAAUUUCACAUUGGCAUGUACUGUCCGAUUUUACAAAAUUCAGUAUUACUCAGAUAAAACCUACUGAAGUAUGUGUGUAUAUAUAUAUAAUCACCUUAUUAUUUAUUAUAACUUAAAAUUGUAUUAUUUUUUUAAAUAAAUCAAUCAAGUGGUCUUCAGACUUAUUUUAAAAUAUAACUCCUUAGCAACCAGAGUUGUUUUGUUUCCAGGUUUGAUGUGCUCUUGAUUCUUGUGAUUGUACAAAUGAAUAACUACGAAGAUCCUGAUCUUAGACCUUUCUGGUAAUUUGUGUUUUGUGUGGUUUUUCCAUCAGGAAAAUUCUUGUAAUGUUUGAGCAGUUCAAAUGUCAAUACUGUUCAGUCAUGUCAGGAUUAAGGGAAACAACGCAGCAAACAAUCCCAUCGUCUCAGUUUUAAUAAAUCCUGAAGAUAUAAAGUCUGUUUUUAAACUUAAAUUAAUUGAAAAUUGGGAAAAUCAGAGGAAACAAACUUCCAGCCCAGAUUGUCUUUGUUUGGGGCCAGUUGGUUCUGGCAAGUCGCUCCUCCUCAAAUGCUUGCAAUCGCCAUCUUCAGUUGAUAUGAAUACGAGUUCAUGCCCGACAGUCGGGACGACAAUAAAAACGGUGCAUGCUUCGCCGACCGACAAGCUCACCAUAUGCGAAAUCGGGGGUGGCGUCGCUCCUCUCUGGGCGCAUUAUUACAAGGGUGUGAGCAAGAUCAUAUUUGUCGUCGAUGCAAGCAACCUUUGCCAGAUCUCUGCUGCUGGUGUUCUUUUAUAUUCUAUAUUAUCCGAACCUUGCCUGCGUAAUGCAAAGUUACUUCUAGUACUUUCUAAAAUGGACGCUUCAUACAGACAGAUGAGAAAUGAAGCACUGCUUAUGCUGCAAAUGAAGAGGCUGCAAUUUGAGGUGACCCAGAAAAUUACCAUAGUACAAGCAAGUUCUUUUUCUGGGGAAGGCCUCGACGAAAUUAAAUCUUGGUUAUGUGAAAAAUAACAUACUACACUAAAAUCGCAAAACAAAAUUAUUAUACUUAAAAAGACAAUCAGUGAAAGACAGCAGACAAAUGUACAAUUAUUUAAUUCUAUAAAUAUAAAUACUU